AUGGACGACACCUACAUGGAUGACGUCAUCACCGGUGCGAAUGAUGUGGAAACAGCAACGCAGAUGCAGAUUCAACUGAAUGCGAUGCUGUCAAGAGGAGGUUUUCAACUUCGCAAAUGGGCAUCCAACUGUCCAGCAGCCCUAGCAGGUAUUCCUGAAGAAAAUUUGGCGAUUCGCACUUCGGAUGGGAUUAACUUGGACCCUGAUCCAGCAGUAAAAACCUUAGGGUUGACUUGGAUUCCUUCUUCGGACAUUCUAAGGUUCCAGUUCAUCAUUCCUUCGCUGGACAGCGAUACAGUUCUUACCAAACGCAGCGUGUUGUCAGUGAUUGCCACUUUAUUCGAUCCCUUAGGGCUUCUGGGAGCUGCUAUUACUACGGCAAAGAUAUUUAUGCAGCUUCUGUGGAUCAUACGCGACAAGAAUGAACAACCCUUAAACUGGGAUCAGCCGCUACCUCCGAUGGUGGGUGAGUCCUGGAGAAGGUUCCACGAGCAACUACCCAUGCUCAAUCAAGCACGAAUCGAAAGAUGCGUAAUAAUUCCGGAAUCGGUUGAUGUUGAACUCCAUUGUUUCUCCGACGCCUCGGAGAAGGCUUACGGUGCUUGUCUGUACGUCCGGAGCACUGAUGCAGACGGGAGGGUUAAGGUUCGACUACUUUCUUCCAAAUCGAAGGUGGCUCCGUUAAAAUGCCAGACAAUCCCUAGGCUGGAACUUUGCGGAGCGGUUUUGGCUGCACAAUUGUAUGAGAAGGUCCGAACGUCUAUAAAAACAUCAGCCAACGGUUACUUCUGGACGGAUUCCACUUGCGUUCUACGAUGGUUACAGGCUUACCCAACAACGUGGACCACGUUUGUCGCUAAUCGUACGGCAAAAAUUCAAUCUAUCACAGAAGGCUGUCGGUGGAGUCACGUGCCCGGAAUCCAAAAUCCGGCCGACCUUAUUUCCCGAGGCAUCGCCCCUCAAGACAUCAUCGACAACCAAUUCUGGUGGCGAGGUCCCACCUGGUUGGAAGAGAGCUCGGACAAAUGGCCAAGAUCAUUAGAACCCCUAACAUCUGGAGAGGAAGAGUCCGAAAAACGGCGGACAAUUAUCGCAACAACUGCUUCCAGUGUCAGCGAGUUUAACCAGGAAUACAUCAGCAAGUUUUCUUCAUACAACGACCUCAUACGCCGCACCGCAUACUGGUUGCGUCUGAUGAAGUUGCUCCGAACACCAAUAACUAGUCGGAAUGAUGUGGGAUUUCUCACCACGUCAGAAUUAAGGGACGCAGAAGGUACGUUGGUUCGUUUGGUGCAGAAGGAAGUGUUCGCCGAGGAAUUGAAAGCAAUCUCAUCGGGGAGAUUUGUGGCGAGGAGAGGAUUGUGUACUAACAUUUACUCCGACAAUGGCACUAAUUUCGUCGGUGCACGCAACCAGUUGAAGGAUCUGCUGAAGCUGCUGAAGAGCAAUGAUCAUAACAGCGCCGUAUCCAAGGAGUGUGCCAAGGUUGGAAUUCAGUGGCAUUUCAUACCACCGAGUGCCCCGCACUUCGGUGGUUUAUGGGAAGCGGCCGUACGAUCAACCAAACACCAUUUGCUGCGUGUCGAAGCUUGCCUCAACUCUCGCCCCCUUACGCCUCUCUCUGACGACCCCAAUGACCUCGAACCACUGACGCCCGCCCAUUUUCUGAUCGGCACAUCCCUGCUAUCCAUUCCGGAGCCCGAAUUGGAUGUUACUGCACAAGUUCAGACGAUCGGUAGCAAGGCAUUCCCAUUGUUCGUAUACACCAAUGGAUCCAGCAAGGCAACUUCAUCAUCGCAAUAUCGACGGAUGCUGUACGCCAACUCGGGUGGUUAG
Messenger RNA from Armigeres subalbatus, 1836 nucleotides. RefSeq lists its product as uncharacterized. NCBI's taxonomy places the organism in Eukaryota, Metazoa, Arthropoda, Insecta, Diptera, Culicidae. Bases 1 to 1836 code for a protein of 611 amino acids. The transcript is spliced from 4 exons. The record is from RefSeq and is a predicted model, not a curated record. Gene Ontology annotation, molecular function: nucleic acid binding.